GAUGUGGAAAGCCAAAGUAAAGUAUCUGGCCCAGAACCGCAGUACUUAGAUGAGUUUACUAGUCUCUUAGUACCAGAUGACACGCGAGUCAUGGUUGACCUGCUGAAGCUUGCUGUCUCCAACCGAGCAGGGGAAAAGGGAAGAGAUGUUCUCUCAGCUGUGCUGUCCGGUAUGGGCACAGCUUACCCACAGGUUGCUGACAUGCUACUGGAGCUGUGUGUUACUGAACUAGAAGAUGUGGCAACAGAUUCACAAAGUGGUCGCCUUUCUUCACAACCAGUUGUGGUAGAAAGCAGCCAUCCAUACACUGAUGAUACCUCUACUAGUGGCACAGUUAAAAUACCAG
This is a messenger RNA of Tinamus guttatus (white-throated tinamou), 346 nucleotides long. The record is from RefSeq and is a predicted model, not a curated record. NCBI's taxonomy places the organism in Eukaryota, Metazoa, Chordata, Aves, Tinamiformes, Tinamidae.